Messenger RNA from Centruroides sculpturatus (bark scorpion), 717 nucleotides. Its product is annotated as SCAN domain-containing protein 3-like. NCBI's taxonomy places the organism in Eukaryota, Metazoa, Arthropoda, Arachnida, Scorpiones, Buthidae. The coding region runs from base 7 to 396 and encodes 129 amino acids. The record is from RefSeq and is a predicted model, not a curated record. The transcript has a single exon.
GAGAAUAUGCAUGUUCCCGAAUGGUUUGCUAAUCCAUUUGAUGUAAAAAUAGAUAAUGAAGGUAGUGAACCUGGCUUAGAAGAUGAACUGAUUGAAAUAUGUGUAGAUCUCGAAGCUAAAGCGUUGUUUAAAAAUAAAAACCUCAGUGAAUUUUGGAACAAUAACAAUAUUGCCACUAAAUAUCCCAAGCUCAGAGCAGAAGCAGAACCUUUCUUACUCGCAUUCCCAACUUCAUAUAUGGUUGAAGCUGGUUUUAGCCACGCGAACGCAAUUUUGACAAAACAGAGGAACAGAUUGAACUUGGAAAACCGCGGUGAUUUGCGACUAAAACUUACCAAUUUUCAACCGAAUAUCCAUAAUCUUGCUGCUACUCUUCAGACACAUCCAUCCCACUAAUAUCAAGUAUUUUUAUAAAAAGGUAUGUUAACAUAUUUUAAGGUAUUCAGUAGUAGUCGCAAAAUGACAGUAAAAGGUUUUUCAUCCAAUAUAACUUAUGUUUUCAAAGAUAAUUGUGUAUUUUACGUAUUAUGGCACGUACGGUUUAAGAAUUAUAGGUAAAUUUCCAUCUAUCUAUAAUUUUGCUAUUAUUUUUUUAAGAUUAUAAAUCAGUGAAAAAUAUCUCCUUUUUCUGUUAAUGUUGGGUAAAUUUUAUAAGAUAUGGGAACUAUAAAUUAUUUCGUUGGGUUGUUAUGCAGGUCUUCUUAUUGCUUAAUAUCA